This is a messenger RNA of Mesorhabditis belari, 249 nucleotides long. The record is from the annotation of a GenBank genome assembly. Lineage: Eukaryota; Metazoa; Nematoda; Chromadorea; Rhabditida; Rhabditidae.
AUGCUCGAUCCUGCCUGUGACCACUGCUCAACAUGGAUCGGAUACUAUGGCCAUAUGCAACUUGGAGAGGGCACUUGGACCGAUGGAACUCCCGUUGACUACGUUAUUAACCCUAACAAUUUCACGUGCAAUUGGCCACAAGGAUGUUACUGGCUGAUGACUAAUGACGAGGGAUGCGGUCUUGAGCGUGAUUGUCGACCAGCCGGUUCGGUCUUGCAAGCUCGUGCUCUUUGCAAGAAACUAGCUGUA